UUUGGGGGAUGGGCGGGGGGCGGGUUGUAAUGUUGCAGAAAAGGUAAACCUUUAUCCAGCUCCUGCUUAAAGUUUCCAGCCACUUUAUCAAAAAAAUAAAAAUGUCUGAUUGGUAUGUGACGUUAUUCUAAAGUUAUUUCCAGCACACAACAAAGUUUAACUGAACCUAAAUUAGUUGGAAGCUCUGUGCUGUUCAGUCUGCAGAAGUUGUAAAACGUCGACGUACCCUCUUGUGUGUGCGUGCGUGCGUGCGUGUCUCGGUACGAGAGCCAGCCAGCCAGCGGAGUGAUGAUGGCUGGGGAGGAAGAGCCGACACUCACAGAGGAAUGAGAACUUGUCGGGGAUGGCGGACAAACCUCUGACACUGUUCGUGAAGCUGUUUGCCGCCGGCUUUUACGGUCUUAGCUCGUUUCUGAUCGUCGUGGUGAACAAGAGCGUCCUCACCAACUACAGGUUUCCUUCUUCAAUAUGUGUAGGAAUAGGACAAAUGUUGGCCACAGUGGUUGUGCUGUGGGUGGGCAAGGCUGCGAGGGUGAUCAGCUUCCCUGACUUUGAUGAGAGCAUACCUCGCAAGACGUUUCCUCUACCUCUCCUUUAUGUGGGAAAUCAAAUCACUGGUCUCUUUGGAACCAAAAGGCUGAAUCUGCCGAUGUUUACUGUCCUCAGGAGGUUCUCCAUCUUAUUCACGAUGCUGGCUGAGGGAUUUCUGCUCAAGAAGAAGUUCUCCAGGCCAGUACAACUGACAGUAUUUACAAUGAUCCUUGGGGCGUUUAUCGCUGCAAGUGCUGACUUGUCCUUUGACCUCCAAGGCUACGUAUUCAUACUCAUGAAUGAUGUUCUGACUGCUGCCAAUGGAGCCUAUGUGAAACAAAAAUUAGAUGCAAAGGAGUUAGGGAAAUAUGGAUUAUUGUAUUAUAAUGCAUUAUUUAUGAUCAUUCCUACUCUGCUGUUGGCUCAUGUGACUGGAGAUAUGCAGAAGGCUGUGGAAUAUGAUGGUUGGUCGGAUGCGCUUUUCCUCUCCCAGUUUAUCCUCUCUUGUAUCAUGGGGUUUGUUCUGAUGUAUUCCACUGUGCUCUGUACGCAAUACAACUCCGCUUUAACAACUACGAUCGUGGGAUGCAUCAAGAAUGUCCUGGUGACAUACAUUGGGAUGGUGUUCAGUGGAGACUACAUUUUUUCUUGGACUAACUUCAUAGGGUUGAACAUCAGUAUUGCUGGCAGCCUGGUGUACUCGUACAUCACUCUCACGGAGGAGCAGUCCAGCAAAGCGAGUGAAAACACCAAGCUGGACAUCAAGGGCAAAGUGGUUGUAUGACAGACACUGGAUUUUAUUAUUUUUUACGCUGACAAACAGGAAAAAUUCUAUUUUUAGUACGACUUUUAUUUAUGGAGUUUUUUAGCAGCAAAGGCGUUGGAUUGGUGGGCUCAGAGCCACGCCAUCACCAUGCCUCUCCUGCUGCUGCCAUGGUUACGAAACCCUCCAGAGGGAUUGUAGGUUGAUUUUUAGAUGGUGUUUUCUCUCUAAAUAUUCAUAUUUUGAUACUGUACUUGGCAGUAUUGAGAACAAGGGAACAUGGAACCAGUACUAUUUAUAUUAAAACACGUCUUGAUAUUUAGACACGUAGAACAUUUAAAGACAAAUGUUAAGGUGACAUUAUGUUUCUUGAACACAGGUGUGAACAGCUGGAAUUGUCAGCUGUUUUAAGUGUGUACUGUCGAAUGAUGGGAAUAUUUGGGUUUUUUAAAGGCACAAUCCUUAUUUGUUAUGGCCUUUUCUGUUUUGCUGUUUACAAGGAAUGUAACUUCCGAUGCCUUCUGAGCACAGUGAGAUGCACUGACACUGUCAUUUUCUGUUUUCAGUCUUUAGCCCAGUACGUUUCUUUAGAUUUUUUUUUUUUUUUUUUUAAAUCCUCAAACACUGUUCUAAGCCUGCUACAGAUGAACGUUAACGACAGCAAUCUAACCUCAUCCUUCAAACAACCAAAGUGGAUGUGCGAUGGGCUGUCACUUCCCAUCAAGGAUUGUGGCUUUAAAUGAUGUCGCUGCCUCCUUUUUGGGAGAAAAUUUAAGAUAACAGUUUACAUUUUGCUCCCUCAGUAUUACAGAAUGCUCAGUAUGGACUCUUUAAGGCUGCAAAUGGUUUUCUCUAUGCAGGUUUAACAAACAGGAGGUAUGGUUUGGUAUUUGUACAAGGGGAUCCAUUUGUCUUAUUAUUUUUUUGUUUUCUGGACACAAUAAGUUGUUUUCCACUGCAAGAACUUGCGGGCUGUUUUGGGAAAUCUUUAUGCAGGCUUUUAAUGCAAGAACUAUCCCUAUAGAGCAUCAUUCUGUGCUGUUUUUUGGGGAGAAAAUAGUACCUGCUUUGGGGUAGAUACUCCUGAGUGAUUGUGGUUAAAGUGGGAGAAGAUGAGGCUGCUAAGUUAUACGUGAAAAGGACAAGCGCAAUUUUUUUCCUGCUAUGAGUAUCAGUCUUCUCUUGAACAUCCUCAUUAAUAACCAAUAACUAGUAUUUGUAAUUGUUUUAGAGAAGCUCUUGGAUCCCACAAAACAGAAAAAACUACAAAGACACAUAAGGGGGCCAUAAACUGCCCCGAGUUCCUGCAGUGUAAAGCCGCUUAAUGUUAUCGCACUUUUAACUGAGGUAGCACCUGAAAAAUGGUGGAAACAAAUUGCAUCACCUCCUGUUGUAUUCUUUGUUGAGAAUGAGAUUAAUGUACACUCCUGAAAUGUUUUUAAGUAUUGCAACUUGGUUAUUUAAAUGUUUAAUAAUCAGGUAUGAGUAUUUCUGUUUUUUAAAAAACAUUUUUAUCUACGUCAUUUUGUAUUUAUUACUUUUUCAGACUAACUCAUUUUGUAGGUGGAGUGGCUUGUGAAUUGUUGAUGCUGAUCUCAUCUCAAAGACGGUAACCAUGGAUUUGUAGCUGAAACACAGUGAUGUAUUUUUACAUUAAAAAAACGUCUCUUGAGACGUUUAUUGCUGUUC
Messenger RNA from Acanthochromis polyacanthus (spiny chromis), 2983 nucleotides. RefSeq names its product UDP-N-acetylglucosamine/UDP-glucose/GDP-mannose transporter-like. Gene Ontology annotation, molecular function: GDP-fucose transmembrane transporter activity; antiporter activity. NCBI's taxonomy places the organism in Eukaryota, Metazoa, Chordata, Actinopteri, Pomacentridae. Gene Ontology annotation, cellular component: Golgi apparatus. The transcript is spliced from 12 exons. The record is from RefSeq and is a predicted model, not a curated record. The coding region runs from base 344 to 1315 and encodes 323 amino acids.